GCCAUCGCCAUCAGGCCAUCAGGCCAUGGCCGAGGCCGAGGUGGAGGAGUAUGAGCGCGGCCACGGCUCUGGGCCGCAAGGCACCCGAGAAGUAAAUUUCUGUGACCCGGACUACUGGCUGUUCUACCUCUUCCCCUUGUGCUACUACUACGGUGACAUGAAGCUGGGUCAGGACGACGAGGAGCCCGAAUACGGCGACCUGACCUACUUGGCCAUGGUCUGGUGUGCGGGUGUGGCCAUCGGCUUGAUCUUCUACGGUGUUUCAGAGCCCCUGGCCCACGCCGUGGAUGCAACCAACAAGUACAACAACAACGGGUACUUCAACGAGAAUGAGAUGGCCAUCAACGGCCUGCACAUCACACUCUUUCAUUGGGGUUUCCUGGCUUGGAUUGUCUAUGCCAUCACUGCGCUGACCAUGGGCUUCCUGUCCUACCGGAAGGGGCUUCCACUCUGCUUCCGUACCACGUUGGCCCCUCUCUUCGGCAAGGCAACCUGGGGUUGGAUGGGGGAUCUGCUGGAUGUCCUGACCAUCGUCACGAUCGUCGCCGGGCUCUGCACGUCUCUUGGCCUGGGUGCGCGCCAGAUCGUCGGCGGCCUGCAGCGCCUCGAGUGGCUCGAUGGCGACCUGACCGAGGACGAGAAGACCAACACCGCCGCGGCGGUGAUCGCCAUCAUCACGAUCUGUGCCACGCUCUCUGUCGUUGCAGGCUUGGAGUUCGGCAUCAAGACGGUCUCCUACAGCGCCUUCAUGUGCGGCAACGUGCUGAUGAUGGUCGUGUUCGCAUUGGAUGAGCCGUGGUACAUCCUCAACGUGAUCGUCCAGAGCGUCGGUUACCACCUGAAUCACUUCCUCGAGAUCGCCUUCGACACCGAUGCCUUCGCCCAGAUAGAUUUGGGAAAUGGGCGGCCCAACGAUGGCAAAGGCGCCAACCCUUCCUGGAUGGACUGGUGGACCAUCUUCUAUUGGGGCUGGUGGAUCGCUUGGGCCCCUUUCGUCGGCACUUUCAUGGCGCGCAUCUCUCGUGGACGCACCAUCAAGCAGGUGGUCAUGUACACCCUCACCCUGCCCUUCAUGUACGCUGUCCUGUGGUUCUGCAUCUUCGGUGCAGCCGGCAUCCGCAUGAACCGCCGCGCCAUCUGGUUGGAGAACAUCGGCACCACGGAGUUUGGCAAUGCGGACUACUUCCUCCACACGGACACGAACUUCCGGCCCAGUGCGGCAGGCAGGUGCUUCGACGUGCCGGCUAGCAUCCCCGGCGAUGCCUUUGCCGCCUACUCCGUGAACAUCAACGUGAGUCCCGUGUGCAAGUUCUCCGGCGGAGAUUCCGAAGGAUACUGGUUUGACCUUAUGGGCCAGUAUUACGGCAUGGGCCAGGCCUUGACCUUUGUGUCCAUUGUCACCACCAUCCUUUAUUUCGUGACUUCGAGCGACAGCGGAUCCCUGGUGGUGGACUUGAUUGCUGCCAAUGGCCGCGAAGCGCAUGUGGUGCAGCGUGUCUUCUGGGCCUUCACAGAGGGAGCGGUGGCCAUUGCUUGUUUGUUUGCUGGUGGCUUCAGCUCACUUGACGCGCUGCAGGCCGUCUCCAUUGUGAUGGGCCUUCCCUUCACCAUUGUCAUGAUGAUGAUGUGCACCUCGCUGUGGCGCGCGCUGAAAAUCGAGGCCGGCGAAAUCGCCCCGAGAGGUCAGAGAACAGACUGGAAGAUGCCGAUGUAUGGUGGCAUCUUCGAUGCCCCCGAAUACUUGCUGAGCUGCGGAAGGUCCCGCCUGCCUUCCAUGAACACUUCUAUAACCUUCGCCUUGGCAACGCUGGCGCCGCCCAUGGUCUUCUGGCGCUCGAUGAGGGCCAUGUCCAAGUACGAGAAGGGCGAAGCAACCAGCGCAUUCCUGCACGGCAUGCUCACCGCCACGCUGGGCGUCUUCUUCAUGGCCUUCGUCAUCCUGCACACCGUCUCGUGGGUGUUUCAGGCGGACGCAGCAGGUGCAAAGGAGGGCAAGGCGAUGUUCUGCUUCGCUUGGAUUGCAUACCUCACCUUUGCCUCCAUCCUGUCUCUGGGUCGUCACCAGAUGAGGAGACUCUACGCUAUCGAAGGUUCCGGCAUCGAGGACAUCUGCGCGUCCGUCUUCUUGUACCCACAGACGCUGUGCCAGAUGAUGGAGCAAGUCAGCGAAGUGCCGGUUCCGAAACAGGUCUACAAGAAGGCUCAGGAUCUUAUCACAAAGGCAGCUGUUUCGCUUGCACGGUUGUCAAUCCUCACAUGCGUGCCGGCUGUUAUGGCUGCCAUGGCCGGAAAGCUGAAGCGACCGCCACGGGAAGAUCCCGAGGCAUUUGCCGCAUGGUGUGAAGGAGUGUUGGCCCUUGAAAAAGCUGCAGAAGAGGAGGAAUUGCUGUUGUCUUGUUCUCAAGCAGAGCUGCAGUCCAGAGGGCUCGCAAUUCUCAAGCUGCGUGUGGCCGAACAAUCUACGGCUCUGUAUGGACGUGCAUGUCUGACGCUGGAGCGGGCUACAGGGGACUUGAAUUCGCACAAGAUCAGCCACGGGGACAUUGUUGGAAUCUUCGAUCAGGGAAGUCGGCCGCUUUCCAAAGCGGUGCCUUUGGCAUCAGCUGUGGCCACUCGUAUACGGCCGGAAACCAUACAGCUGGCUUUUGAUGGAGACAUUCCCGUAGACAUUUUGGACGGACGACUCUUGAAUCUCGCGCUGGUCUCCUCGGACGUGACCCUCAAGCGCUACAAAGAGGCCUUGGAUAUGCUGAAGGGCGGAAGAGCGCGAAGCAGUCCGGCCUCUGCCCUGGUGGGUGUGUGCUUCGGCGAUGCGAAGCCCCGCUUCCACGAGGCAAAGUCGGAGGACAAUUUUGCGCGUACCGAUGCGAUCGAUUGCACAUUUCUGGCCAGUGCCACCGGCAAUUUGAACGAGCCGCAACAAACAGCCGUAAUGAAGGCUCUGCGUGCCGCUGAUGUGGCUGUGAUUCAUGGCCCACCUGGGACAGGCAAGACCACGACCCUCGUGUCUUAUAUUCUGGAGGCCGUCUACCGCAAGCAGCGAUUGCUGGUGACUGCCCCCUCAAAUGUCGCGGUCGACAAUCUGCUGGAGCGUCUUGCCGACGCGGGCUGCCGAUCCUUGGUGCGCCUGGGGCAUCCAGCAAGGGUUCAGGAGAAUAUUCAGCAGUUCACCAUGGACAAUGUUGUGUACGCCUCCGACCAGGCCGAACUGUGCCGCGACAUCAAAAAGGAGAUCGACCAGAUCUUGGGCAAGGUGAGGAGCAAGAAGCCACAGGCACCAAGCAAGCCCUUUGGCAACCUCAAGGAGCUUUGGCAGGCAGCAUCACCGGGAACUGGGAAUCUCAAGUGCCAAACCUGCUUUCAAGCUCUGCGCCUUGUUGCCCUUGCAAGUGGCUCCUCGAAGCUGAUUGUACCUUGGAACAUAGGUUCCUGCCUGUUUGAUGUCGUGGUCAUCGAUGAGGCGGCACAAGCGCUGGAGGUGGCCUGCUGGAUCCCUUUGCUCCUGGGCAAGAAGGCGGUUCUCGCGGGUGACCACCAGCAGCUGGCGGCCUGUGUGAAGUCGACGGAAGCCCAGCAGCAGGGCCUGGAUCCGAGAUCGGAGAUGGCCUUAGGUCUGGAUGAGACCCUCUUCGGCCGGCUGAUCGACCGCUUCGGCGAUGACGUGGCUUCUCUCCUGUCCAUCCAAUAUCGAUCCAACGAGAAGAUCAUGGGCUGGUCGUCCCAGUCCUUCUAUAGCUCGCGCCUCGAAGCCGCACCAUCCGUGGCGAGCCAGACUCUGAGUCUGCAGGAGGUUCCUUCCAUGAACAUCAGCGCAGAGAUCCUGGAAAUGGUCACUGCGCCCAUGCUGUUCGUUGACACUGCCGGGCUAAGCAUGUACCGAGAGGAUGGGGAAGCCUCACGUUCUGACAUCCAGCAGUCGAGAUGCAAUCCCGGAGAGUCUCGCUUUGUUGUGCACUACGCAAAGAUGCUGGUGAGAGCGGGGCUGCGACCUGAGACCUUCACGGUAAUAACACCAUACAACCGUCAAGUCGAGCAGCUUCGCGCCGACUUCGCGGCGGAUGCGGAUGUUGAGGCUUUGAAAAUAACACCCCGCAUCAACACGGUCGAUUCAUUCCAGGGCCAGGAAGCGGAUGCGGUCCUAAUUUCGCUAGUGCGCUCAAACACGCACGGAGUCGUUGGCUUCUUGUCCGACUAUCGCCGUUUGAAUGUGGCAGUCACCAGGGCAAGGAAGCACGUCUUGCUGGUGGGCGAUGCUAGUACAAUCUGCAACGAUGAUGUGCUCAGUUCGCUUUACGGCUACGCCUGCGACCACGGCCGGGUGGCCUUCGUCCAGCAACUGCUGGAUGAGCAAGGUGGGAUCCCAGCAGAUCCUAGCACCGCUGCUGCCUUGCAAGAAGAGCGUCGGCAAGCCCUUGCCAGAACAUCUGACAAGUCAAAGGAGAAAUUGCGAGACAAGGUGCAGGAGGAGGAGAAGCUCCGGCAGCAGUUUCAGAAGCGCCUGCGUCAUGUUUUGGACACUGGUCAGCCACUUCAGCUGCCGGCCAAGCUGAAUCCGUACGAACGGGCUAUUGCCCACGAGGUGGCCAAGGAGCUGGGCUUAAUGCACGAGUCCAGAGGCGAAGGCAGCGAGCGUCGCCUCGUGGUGUGGUCCAAAGACGGCCCCGUGCCUAACUUCCCAGAGCCCGUGGCUGCCGCUGCUGGCCCUGCCAGUGAAGGUGUCGAUGGCGCCCCUGUCGCAGCUCCGGCACCGGAGGAGGAGACGGCACUGGAGGCCUUCGAACGAAGAGCCCGCGACUUGCUGGCCUCGCUGGGUCCGGGCCAGCCGGUUGCAGAGUGGAAGUCCCCUACGGACGUGGAGGUGGAGGUUCUUCAGCGGCUUGCAGGUUUCCCACCAAAAGUGGAGCACGCCGUGUGCUACUUCGUGGCAGGCGAUCUGCAGCUCGAGGUGUCGGAAGCUGGCAGUGGCAAGAAGCGGCGGCUGCAGCUGAAGGUUUUUUGGCAGCAGACGGCAGGGCCAAUGCCGAAGUCAGAGGCCGGACAGGAGGGAAAGUCCGAGCCUCCCUCUGGCAAUGCACAGUUGGCGAGCCUCCACGAAGAAAGGAGACAGCGCCAGUUGGCCAUGGCCGAACAGCGGAAGAAGGACAUCGAGAAGAGCAAUGCCGACAUCAAAGUGGCUAAGCAGGCAGCCAAAAAGGAAAAGGCUGCCAAAAAAACGGCUGCCACAACUGAUGACGACGAUUUGGACGCGCUGUUGUCGGAAUUCACAAAGGAGGAGGGCAUCUGCAGUUUCGCCAACUGCAAGGAGAAGACGAACACCUUGAUGGACACGCUCUCCAAGUGCAAGUUCUGCAGCAGCCGCUUCUGCCUCAAGCAUGUCCAGGCGGAGGUGCAUGGCUGUGGAGAUCAGGCACAGCGCAUGGAGCAGAAGAAGUGGAAGGAGGCGGGUUCGCGCGGCAGCGGCUUGGUGAACCGGUCUGCUGGCAAGGAUGGACGAGGUGGCCGCUGUUCCUUCUCGUAG
Symbiodinium sp. CCMP2456 is the source of this 5518-nucleotide messenger RNA. NCBI's taxonomy places the organism in Eukaryota, Dinophyceae, Suessiales, Symbiodiniaceae. The record is from the annotation of a GenBank genome assembly.